This is a messenger RNA of Brienomyrus brachyistius, 3915 nucleotides long. RefSeq names its product zinc finger protein 16-like. NCBI's taxonomy places the organism in Eukaryota, Metazoa, Chordata, Actinopteri, Osteoglossiformes, Mormyridae. The record is from RefSeq and is a predicted model, not a curated record. The coding region runs from base 154 to 1269 and encodes 371 amino acids. Gene Ontology annotation, biological process: regulation of transcription by RNA polymerase II. Gene Ontology annotation, molecular function: DNA-binding transcription factor activity, RNA polymerase II-specific; RNA polymerase II cis-regulatory region sequence-specific DNA binding. The transcript is spliced from 3 exons.
UGUAAAUUACGAUCGGGAUUUUUGGGAAAGACAGUCGAUCAUAUUUCGUGAAAACAUCAGGUAAUUCUGACGGGGAAAAUAACAGCAAUUAAGUUGAAUCGUUCGCCGUAAAGAGGACAGGAGGCUGCAGCCUGCAAAAGGAAUCGUGACAGGAUGUCUAAAAUAGAGCGCCUGAAUGCCCGUGUGGCGAAGCUCCUGACGGUGGCCGUGCAUGAGGUGCUGGAGGUGGUGAAAGAGACCGUGUCGGAGUACCAGGAGAAGACCGCUCGGACGCAGAGGGAAAACGAGAGCCUCAAGCGGAGGCUGCAGGAGCUCCAGGAUAAGCUCAAGAGAGUGCGCAUCGGGGCUGUGCAUCCUGUUGCUUUUCCUGUUACUGGAGAGAGGGACCUGGCUGAGCACUGUGACCGGGAGUGGAGCCCUGGGCUGAGGACAGAUUCAGACUUUGCAGCUUCUGGGGAGAAACAGGAGUUCCAUGAGCAGCCUGUGGUGAAGGACAGUGGUGAUGAGAGUCGAGAGCUGGAACUGGCUCACCUGGCAGAGCCGGAGACUGAGUGUGACAUACUGGUGUCCGAGUUAAACGCCAUGAGCUCUGAUUGUGUCGAUACAGCACUGUCUGUGUUCCAGCCUCAGCCGGUGCAGGGUAAUGGUAAUCUGGGUGCCAUACAUAACGGCACCCUUACGGAACCUAUGUGUUCCAAUCCUGACUAUUGCAUUCUACCAAGUUUGGCUUCUGAUGAAAUUAAAACGGAGCCGGAACCAGUGGAAUACGCAGCCGCGGCUCCGCACAUGCAUCAAGGGAACUGCUAUGACCAUACUGAAUCUAGUAGCAAUGUGCCACAUAGCGAAUCUGGAGGCGAUGCCCAGCAGGUCAACACAGGGACGCAUGGAAUGCUGUACAUGCAGCCAGAUCACAGUGCGUUGGAGGACAUCUUUACAAUCACAAAAAACAUGAGGUGUUCUGCAGACACCCAGAAAAGAAAUCAGAACCCCAGGCUGGAAGAGCAACAUCGCUGUGUCCUGUGUGGUAAGACGUUCAGCCGGGUUGGAAAUCUCCGGAUACAUCAGCGGUGCCACACUGGGGAAAAACCGUACUGCUGCAUACAGUGUGGAAGAUGCUUUAGCCAUGCGGGAAAUCUUAAAAAACACAAGCGAGUCCACACAGGGGAGAGGCCAUACAGCUGUCACCAGUGUGGCAAAACCUUCAGUCAAUCAAGUCACCUGAAGAAGCACCAGAAAAUUCAUAUUAUCAGACACCUGAGUGUGGGAUGAGUGGUCAGAAUGAAAUAAUCUGCAGUCACAGUGUAUUUUAAAAUGAAUUGCUGUAAAAAAUGUUCAAUAUAGCAUAUUUAUGAUACUUUACCAUUUGUAUGAGUAUGUGGGAUUUCUUUAGUUCUUUCAUAUCACGUCUUACUAGGUGAGAGUGAGGUUUGGGGGUUAGAGUGCUCGAACGGCACCCCAAAACAGUUUUCAAGAUCAUGCUUAAGGUGAACAGUAAUAAAAUUACUAUGCCAGUCACGGGAUUCAACCCAGCAGCCAUCCAGUCACAGACAUGGAGUCCUAGCCCAUAGAGCAGUGGUAUUCACACUCUGGGGCAGAAAGGAAUUGGAGGGGGGGGGGAAGGGGGCACAGGUACUGUAUAGGGAAAAAAAAGCAACUGUAGAGGGGGGCUGUUGAGCUGCAACCUUUAGAAAUAUUAAAAAUAAUGUGAACACAAUAUGUCCAUACACAUUAUAUGGUGCUGCCAGUUUAAAAUAAUAUGUGAAAUAGGCACCAUGUACUGAAAAUAUUGAACUGUUAUCGCUAGUGGCGUAACGUAAGUUUACGGUGGGAGAGCUGCUCAGUUAAUGCUUACAUACUUGGAGGAACCAUGGAGAAAUUUUUAGCUGCUGGUAUUUAAAAAAAAUGUGAUGGCAAAGUAACACCUAAAACAAGAAAAAACAGAAAAUAUGAUGACCCUCAUCUGGCAGCUUGACUUCAAUUAUUGUCAGUGGAGAGGUAUGGUCCUUUUAUGUGGUUUGUGCAUGUAACAGCAGUAGGCCGCAUGCAGGCACCUUCUUCCCAUUGCAUUGCAGGGCAAAGUUUAUUUAUGAUCUUUGUGUGUGUGUGUGUGUGUGUGUGUGUGUAGGGGGGUUCAAGACAAACAUUAGCUCUAGGGGGCUAUGUGAGAAAGUUUAGCCUUCCAUAUUCUGUUGUUUAGGAUAAAGAUCUUAUUAUGGCAGAAAAUUUGAUAAUUGAAAUAUACAGCUUGUACACAGAGAAAUUUCAAAUUUUACAUUUACCUUCAUCCCUGUUUUAAAUUCAAUCAAGCUCUGUUAUUUGGUGGGUGCAGAAUUGUUAUUCAUAGCUGUACACCUAUGAAACUUUUUUUUCUGAAUAUACAGUACAGGCCAAAAGUUUGGACACACCUUCUCAUUCAAUGUAUUGUCUUUAUUUUCAUGACCAUUGGUACAUUGAACCAUCUACAUUGGUAGAUUCUCACUGAAGGCAUCAAAACUAUGAAUGAACACAUGUGGAGUUAUGUACUUAACAAAAAAAGGUGACAUAACUGAAAACAUGUUUUAUAUUCUAGUUUCUUCAAAAUAGCCACCCUUUGCUAUGAUUACUGCUUUGCACCCUUGCUAAACACCUCUGGGAACUCCUUCAAGACUGUUGGAAAACCAUUUCAGGUGAAUACCUCUUGAAGCUCAUCGAGAGAAUGCCAAGAGUGUGCAAAGCACAUUUUGAAGAAACUAGAAUAUAAAACACGUUUUCAGUUAUGUCACCUUUUUUUGUUAAGUGCAUAACUCCACAUGUGUUCAUUCAUAGUUUUGAUGCCUUCAAUGAGAAUCUACCAAUGGUCAUGAAAAUAAAGACAACACAUUGAAUGAGAAGGUGUGUCCAAACUUUUGGCCUGUACUGUAUGAAAAUAAUUUUAAUAGGAUAACAUUUAAAAAGCUAUAUUAAAUUACUUGAAAAUAUUCUUGGUUACUUGUUUUGACUUUUGGGACUUUAUAGAAAGGGCUCUGUAGUAUCGCUGCACAUAUCUUCCUCAAAUAUACAGUCUGGAAAAAUUACUCCAAUAUAUGUAGAGGUCAAGUAAAGGUGAAACCCUUUCAAUUCCAAGUGAUCUACACAUGUUCAUGUUUAAAUCUUACCAAGUUCAUGGUGCCUUUGGGAAAGAAAACACUUUCAAUGGAAAACAUCUAUCUCUCUUCCACCCACUUAUCCAAUAAAGGUAAGGCAAAGCAAAACGUAUAAUUAAAAGCAGCAGCCAGAACUGACAGUUUUUUUUUUUUUUUUAUUCCAACAGUCAUUUUCAAUAUUUGGAAACAUUUCAUAAAUGUUAAAACAACCUAACAAGUGCCCAGGUGCUUUGUAAGAGAAUAGGAGCACUUAGAUCCUGGUCGUAGCACCACUAAAAGGUGACUGCAAAUGCAAGUAAAUUGUUGGCUAAACGCUAUUGAUAGCCUAUGAGGAGCUUUAGAAAAUAAUCUUGCACUCGGUGUAUCUUUAAUCAUGAUCUGCUAACUCUUAUCUAUCAGAAAAUAUUUCAAAUAAAUCACUUUGAUUUUGAUGGUGAAGCAUGUACUAUUGUGGAAUUAAAUUUUUAGUACAUGACAGGAACCGUAAGUUCUCAACUGUUUUGUAGACUGCAGAUAACCAACACACCUUGACUCGUUUAGAUGGGACACAUGGUGACAUGGUGAUUGUACACUCUAGGGUUCUGUUUAGGUAAGAAACAGAUGUUACUUAAUCUGUUGUUUUUCCAACAUACACUUUCUUCUGAUGGUGGGUAACACAAAUGGGUAUGUAAGGGUAGUUCUGAUUUGCUGCCUGGUGAAGGUUAGCAUAUAAGAGGGAAGCCCUGAAUGUAUUCUUUGAAUAUGAAUGUCUAUGCUUCCACACUGUAAUGCUAAUAAAGCCUUCUGUGACUGA